Molecule: messenger RNA, 2679 nt
Organism: Phytophthora sojae
Lineage: Eukaryota; Oomycota; Peronosporomycetes; Peronosporales; Peronosporaceae
Exons: 7
Coding region: 1-2679 (892 amino acids)
Biological process (GO): carbohydrate metabolic process; glycoprotein catabolic process
Molecular function (GO): beta-mannosidase activity
Source: RefSeq, a predicted model, not a curated record
AUGGAUACAGAUCGGGCGUGGUUGAACCGCGUCAUCCCGCUGGAUCGGUGGACGCUCCGCUCGGCCAAUGGCUCGGUGCAGGUGGACAACGCGACGGUGCCAGGCACCGCCCACGUGCACCUCAUGGCCGCGGGGCUGCUGGACGACCCGUACUACCGCUUCAAUGAGCGAGAGUAUCAGUGGGUGGCGAUGGAGACGUGGACGUACGAGACGCUCGUGACGCUGCCCAGGGACACCGACAGCUCCAAGGCGAUGCUCGUGUUCGAGACGUUGGACGGCGUUGCGCGCGUGACAGUCAAUGGGGAGCAGCUGGCGACGACGGCCAACUCCUUUGUGCCCUACAGACUCGACGUCGGAGCGGUGCUGGUGGCGGGCGUGAACCACGUCCAGGUCGUGUUUGAGCCUGCGACGCAGUACGCCAGACAGCAGGCCGAGCAGUACCCGUACUUCGUCCCGGCGACGCUGAACUUCAAUACGUGGACGGAGCCCACGCGUCGGUCUUUCAUCCGCAAGGCCGGCUCGGACUUUGGAUGGGACUGGGGGCCGGCAUACGUGACGUCGGGCAUCGCAGGACCGGCGUAUAUUGAGCUGCAGGAGUCGGUCGUGAAGCUGAAGGACUUGCACGUGAUGCAAGCGUUCCCUGGUGGGAAGGAAGAUCUUUCCGUUGUGGAUGUCACUGUCAGCGUGACGUUAGAUGGAGGGGAUGGGAGGCACGAGAACGUCACGUUCAACUUGUUUGUGGACGAGAAGAAGGAGGCGACGCUCUCUACGACAGUGCAGGAGGAUUCGGGAGAAGAUGCGGUGAUAGAACUAUCGUUUCGGCUGGAGAAUCCGAGGCUGUGGUGGCCUGCCGGGUAUGGCGAGGCCUACCUGUACGACAUGCGUGUGGAUGCUUGGAGCGAGUGGUUCAAUUCGUCUCUUUCGCACAAGAGCGGCAUCCGCCACGUGGAACUCGUCCAGGAUGACACGAAUGCUGGCAACGUGACCGGAAAAACGUUUUACUGCAAAGUUAACAACGUUCCUGUCUUCGUCAAAGGCGCGAAUUGGAUCCCCACCGAUUCGUUUCCCACGCGGGUCAGGGCGUCAACAGUGCGGCACUUGCUGGAGAGCGUGCACGCUGCAAACAUGAACAUGGUUCGGGUCUGGGGAGGUGGCCGAUAUGAAUCCGACUUAUUUUAUUCCGAGUGCGAUCGGCUGGGUAUCCUAGUCUGGCAGGAGCUCAUGUUUGCUUGCGGGAUGUACCCUCGUGAUACCGCGUUCCUCGAGAAUGCGCUGAAGGAAGUGGCAUUCCAAGUCGCCCGGCUUCUAGCAGACUUCACCAAGCUCUUCGUGGAUAUGAUUCACCCUACCAUCGCUGCGAUGGACUCGACUCGGCCAUUCGUCGACACGUCUCCGUCAAAUGGGUUGUAUUCGGUUGAUCCUUACGUCAAGCGGUGGGGGGCCACGAACGGGGUAGCAUUCGGUGAUGUUCACUUCUACGACUACAACAGCGACUGCCAAGACUACAAGAUGUACCCGCGCGCUCGCUUCAUUUCCGAGUUUGGCUUUCAGAGCUGGCCUUCAGCAACGUCUCUUCGCGAUGUGAGCUCAAAGGAGGACUGGGGAUCUUUUCAAACCUUUUGGCAGUUUCUCAAGUACCGUGAGAGGCAUGAAAACGGCACCACGCAGAUGCUUACCCAACUCAACCGCCGCUUUCACGUCCCGUUCCCCUUUGACAAUGAAAAGUGGCUUGCAGACGAAUCCAAGGCUCGUGUCGAAGGCGAUGAAUCCUUCGGGUUCAGCAUCAGCAAGCGGAUCGAGUCGUAUUUGUACCUGACGCAGAUCCAGCAGUCGCUGUGCUAUCAAACUGCCAUCCAGACGUGGCGCCGCGGGAAGAAUCCCGAGCUCGGCAUGACGAUGGGCAUUUUGUACUGGCAGUUGAACGACAUUUGGCAAGGCAGCAGUUGGUCCAGCAUCGAGUACUCCGGUCGAUGGAAGAGCUUGCACUACGCGGCGAAGCGCGCAUUUGCUCCUUUCAUCGUAUCAAUCCACGAACGAGACGACGGCAACGCACUGCAAGUGUACGGCGUGAGCGACGUGAACGCAGAUUUGACGGUGGACGUCGGGUACGAGCUCCGGCGAACCAAGUGCGGUAGCCUCGUGAAGUCGAUCAACCGCCAAGCCAUCCCCAUCGCAGCCCUGGAGAGCCGCUCCAUCGAGGAGCUGGACGUCGACGCCUUUUUGGACCAUGAAGCGACAUCCUGCCACCGCCGAUCGUGCUUCCUGCACGUCCGCUGCGUGGUAGCAACGAGUGUCGCCUUAUCGGGAGAGAUGACCGCCUGCGAGGACACGCACCACUUGUUCGCGCCGAUCAAGCGCCUGAACCUGGGCUGGGGCGAGGUGACCGCUCGAUCCGUGGUCAAGUCUGAGGCGGCCAAUGGCGUCGUGUUCAGCGUGGAGCUUGCAUCGACGGACUUUGUGGCGCUGUUCGUGGAGGUGGACGCGCCCGGAGCGCUGGGUCGCUGGAGCGCCAACUCGUUCCUGAUGCUGGCCAACGAGACGAGGACGCUCCACUUCACGGUGGCCGACGGGGAGGAGGCGGGGAAGCUGUCGGCCGACGCAUUCGCGCGCUUGAUCGCCGUGACUUGGCUACAAAAGAGCUACGACAACUCGAUUACGGACGCGGCGGCGGUGAUGUGA